This is a messenger RNA of Owenia fusiformis, 1734 nucleotides long. The record is from the annotation of a GenBank genome assembly. Lineage: Eukaryota; Metazoa; Annelida; Polychaeta; Sabellida; Oweniidae.
UAUAUUUUCACGAAUAAUUUUUACCUUUUAUACAUCAUAAAUCAAUUUUGAAAAUGGUGCUUGCCUAAAAGUACCUGCUAAAUAUGACGUCACGGAAACGUCCAAGGAUUUCCCAUGGUUGCAAAAGAAAAACUUUCUCAAGAAAAACGGCAAUAUCACACAAAAGACAAUAUGGAUGUAAUUAAUGGAAAAUCAUAUAAGCCUGAAAUAUCCCCAGAAAUUGACACUAGCAUUCAAAGGUCUUCAAAUAGUCUCCUAGAAGUUAUCAAGUCACUUUUAAGUGGCAAACCAGCUUUGUUAGCACGGACAUUUCAGUCUGUAGCAAAACCACCUAUUGGCAAGAAUGGCUUGAGACUCUUACAAUGGAAUAUAUUAGCCCAAGGUUUAUGCAUGGGAAAAGACAACUUUGUGCGAUGCCCUCUUGAAGCUCUUGACUGGGGCACUAGGAAACUACGUAUAGUUGAGGAAAUACUUCAGUACGACCCUGAUGUCAUAUGUAUGCAGGAGGUCGACCACUUUGGUUAUUUAGAAAAUAUAUUGCAGUCAGUUGGCUUCACAGGAACAUUCUAUCCAAAACCUGAUUCGCCAGCACUUUAUGUCGAGAAUUCCAAUGGGCCUGAUGGAUGCGCCAUAUUUUAUAGAACAGAGAAAUUUGAAUUAGUUGAGACUUGCACAAAGAUAUUGAUGACAAAUGAUGAAAAUAUGACCACAAAUCAAGUUUGUGUAUUAAAUAAAUUGCAACAUAAAGGAAAUUCCAGUGAUGCAUUCUGGGUAGCAACAACACAUUUGAAAGCAAAAUCAGGAUGGAAUGACUUACGUGAAAGCCAAGGUCGUUAUCUGUUGAAAUACCUCAAGGAAAUUGUUGGCCAGUCACCUUUGAUAGUUUGUGGCGAUCUCAAUGCACCUCCCACUGAAAAGGUUUACGAGGCUUUCUCAAGCAGUGAUCUUGAAUUACAAAGUGCUUACAAAGUAGCUAAUGGAGGUAAACAGGAACCAUUGUACACGACGUGGAAGAUCCGUGGUGGUAAAGGUGACACAUUAGAAGAAUCCUGUAGAACUAUUGACUAUGUGUGGUUUAACAACAAGUGCCAGCUUAAUGCAGUGCUGAACUUCCCAUCUGGGGAAGAGAUAGGUGUAGAGAGACUUCCCUCUUUUAAGUAUCCAUCCGACCAUCUUUCUUUAGUAUGUGACUUCUCCAUCUGAGAGGGCAAAUAGGUGUAUUAAGAUAAUCAGAUGAUGUAACAAUGCUGAAAUCAAAUUAACUAGUGAAGGAAUACAAAGACACGCACAAAUCAUUCUUGAUUUGAUUUCCUUGCUUCAUUUAAGUAUUGUAUUUAACACUCAGUUUGCAGUGUGGUGAGAUUGUAUCAUUUCUAACCUUGUUUCUUGCUCAGGGAGUUAUGUUCACUGCCUCUGAACUUUAUCUUUUUCAUAAAAAAAAUGCAAUUCAGGAUCUUAAGAGGGUGGGUGAUACCAGAGUGAAUAAAAAUUUUAAAAAAUACCAUGGGAUUGGUUGGUAAUAUUGUUAGGGGAUUUAGCGGAGUUGGACAGCUCAUUUUCGUGACAUCAUGUAAAGGUACAUCUCAAGUACUAAUUUUAAAUCAUGCAAAUUACAAAUUCUCUUAUACAAGUCUUAUAUGAUCACUUGAUGAUGUAGUAUUCACAUUCAUGUACAUUCUGUGUUAAUGUAUCAUGUUCAUAGAUGUUCUUUUUACGUUCUUCUUAUGUUCAUAA